This is a messenger RNA of Neoarius graeffei (lesser salmon catfish), 2400 nucleotides long. RefSeq names its product probable cyclin-dependent serine/threonine-protein kinase DDB_G0292550. The transcript has 2 exons. NCBI's taxonomy places the organism in Eukaryota, Metazoa, Chordata, Actinopteri, Siluriformes, Ariidae. Bases 1 to 2400 code for a protein of 799 amino acids. The record is from RefSeq and is a predicted model, not a curated record.
AUGGAGAACUCUCAUGUUACAACUGAAUUUCACAGUGAACACCACUGUGUGUCCAACUACAAACACCACUUCGACAACUUCAACCCCGAUCUCAACUCCAAGCACUGCUUCAACAACCAUGACUUCAACCCAGAGUCCGGCUCCAAGUACCACUUCAACAACCAUGACUUCAACCCUGAGUCCAACUACAAGCACCGCUUCAGCAAGCACGACUUCAACCCCAAGUCCAGCUCCAAGCACCGCUUCAACAACCAUGACUUCAACCCUGAGUCCAAAUCCAAGCACCGCUUCAACAACCAUGACUUCAACCCUGAGUCCAACUACAAGCACUGCUUCAGCAAGCACGAUUUCAACCCCAAGUCCAGCUCCAAGCACUGCUUCAGCAAGCACGACUUCAACCCCAAGUCCAGCUCCAAGCACUGCUUCAACAACCAUGACUUCAACCCAGAGUCCAGCUCCAAGCACCGCUUCAACAACCAUGACUUCAACCCUGAGUCCAACUCCAAGCACUGCUUCAGCAAGCACGACUUCAACCCCAAGUCCAGCUCCAAGCACCGCUUCAACAACCAUGACUUCAACCCUGAGUCCAAAUCCAAGCACCACUUCAACAAGCACGUCUUCAACCCUGAAUCCAACUCCAAGCACCGCUUCAGCAAGCACGACUUCAACCCUGAGUCCAACUACAAGCACCGCUUCAGCAAGCACGACUUCAACCCCAAGUCCAGCUCCAAGCACUGCUUCAACAAGCAUGACUUCAACCCAGAGUCCAUCUCCAAGCACCGCUUCAACAACCAUGACUUCAACCCAGAGUCCAGCUCCAAGCAUCGCUUCAACAACCAUGACUUCAACCCUGAGUCCAAAUCCAAGCACCACUUCAACAAGCACGUCUUCAACCCUGAGUCCAACUACAAGCACCACUUCAGCAAGCACGACUUCAACCCCAAGCCCAGCUCCAAGCACCGCUUCAACAACCAUGACUUCAACCCAGAGUCCAGCUCCAAGCACCACUUCAACAACCAUGACUUCAACCCUGCAUCCAACUACAAGCACAGCUUCAGCAAGCACGACUUCAACCCCAAGUCCAGCUCCAAGCACCGCUUCAACAACCAUGACUUCAACGCUGAGUCCAAAUCCAAGCACCACUUCAGCAAGCACGUCUUCAACCCUGAAUCCAACUCCAAGCACCGCUUCAGCAAGCACGACUUCAACCCUGAGUCCAACUACAAGCACCACUUCAGCAAGCAUGACUUCAACCCCGAGUCCAACUCCAAGCACCACUUCAGCAAGCACGACUUCAACCCUGAGUCCAACUCCAAGCACCACUUCAGCAAGCACGUCUUCAACCCUGAAUCCAACUCCAAGCACUGCUUCAACAACCAUGACUUCAACUCCGAGUCCAAAUCCAAGCACCACUUCAACAAGCACAACUUCAACCCUGAGUACAACUCCAAGCACUGCUUCAACAACCAUGACUUCAACCCCGAGUCCAACUCCAAGCACUGCUUCAACAAGCACGUCUUCGACCCUAAGUACAACUCCAAGCACCACUUCAACAAGCAUGACUUCAUCCCUGAGUACAACUCCAAGCACCGCUUCAACAAGCAUGACUUCAUCCCUGAGUACAACUCCAAGCACCACUUCAACAACCAUGACUUCAACCCCAAGUCCAACUCCAAGUGCUUCAACAAGCACGACUUCAACCCAGAGUCCAACUCCAAGCACUGCUUCAACAAGCACGACUUCAUCCCUGAGUACAACUCCAAGCACCGCUUCAACAACCAUCACUUCAACCCCGAGUCCAACUACAAGCUCUGCUUCAACAAGCACGACUUCAACCCAGAGUCCAACUCCAAGCACUGCUUCAACAAGCACGACUUCAUCCCUGAGUACAACUCCAAGCACCGCUUCAACAACCAUCACUUCAACCCCGAGUCCAACUACAAGCUCUACUUCAACAAGCACGACUUCAACCCAGAGUCCAACUCCAAGCACCGCUUCAACAAGCACGACUUCAUCCCUGAGUACAACUCCAAGCACCGCUUCAACAACCACGACUUCAACCCAGAGUCCAACUACAAGCUCUGCUUCAACAAGCACGACUUCAACCCAGAGUCCAACUCCAAGCACCGCUUCAACAAGCACAACUUCGUCCCUGAGUACAACUCCAAGCACCGCUUCAACAACCAUGACUUCAACCCCGAGUCCAACUACAAGCACCGCUUCAACAAGCACGACUUCAACCCAGAGUCCAACUACAAGCACCACUUCAACAAGCACGACUUCAACCCAGAGUCCAACUACAAGCACUGCUUCAACAAGCACGCCUUCAACCCCGAGUCCAACUACAAGCAGUUCAACAAACACUCCUCCAGUAGCUGCAGCAUUCAACUUGGUCUUUAG